AUGGCGACGGCGGUACCGGGAGCAGCCGCGGCCUCCCGCUCCCGCUGCUACUCCCUCGCCUGCGCUCCCCGGCCACCAGCGCCGCGCCGGCGAGGCCCCGCUCCGCCGCACGCUGCGGCGGAGGCGGCGAUAGAGGUACGCGUCUGCACGAACCGCACGUGCGCGCGGCAGGGCGGGCGGGAGGUGCUGGCGGCGCUGGGGGCCCUCGCGCCGCCCCCGCCGCGCGUCGACGUGGCCUCCUGCGGGUGCCUCGGCCGCUGCGGCGCGGGGCCCAACGUCGCCGCCUCCGUCCCCGGCCGCGGCACCGCCGUGUUCGCCCACGUGGGCACGCCCGCGCGCGCCGCGCGGCUCCUGGAGCACCUCCUCGGCGCGGCCGAGUUCGACGCGGACGCGGGGCUCGCCGCGCUCGCGGUAAGGGAGAAGGCGGAGGCCGCCCUCGCCGAGGGGAACGCCGCCGAGGCCGAAGCCCUCUUCACCGAGAGUAUUGGACUGAAUGCUCCCGGUGGUCUGCAUAUGGUGUACGGGAGCAGGUGUAAAGCGAGAUUGGCAAUUGGGGAUACCACCGGUGCCCUUGCGGAUGCGGAGGAAGCGAUAAGGAUAGCUCCCAAAUUUCCUCAGUCUCACUUGUCGCGAGGAGAUGCACUAUUUGCAACGGGGGAGUAUUAUUCCGCAGAGGAUGCUUAUGCAGAUGCCUUGGUCCUUGAUCCAUCUAUUCGUCGGUCCAAAUCUUUCAAGGCCCGCCUGGAGAAACUAAGAGAGAAGCUUGUCAGUGUCAAUAGUUCAUCAUAGUUUAUACUGGAAUUUGCACUCCUGAGAUCAGAUUAAACGGUUCACCCGGCAAGAAAUGUAUACCUGCUGGAUUAUACUGCAAGUAUCGUAUUUAGCUAGCUACAUCUGUUCCUCUUAGCAUUAUGUAGUGUUUUAUCGAAAAAAAAGCAUUAUGUAGUGUACAGUACCUAAUUUACUCUUUUUAGAAGAAAAUAUCUGUUAAGCAUUAUGGUGUCCAUGUACUUUUGAACUCGAUAUUUCAUAUAUGGAACAGAUAGAAGAAACUGAGA
This is a messenger RNA of Lolium perenne, 1058 nucleotides long. RefSeq lists its product as uncharacterized. Gene Ontology annotation, molecular function: protein binding. The record is from RefSeq and is a predicted model, not a curated record. Lineage: Eukaryota; Viridiplantae; Streptophyta; Magnoliopsida; Poales; Poaceae.